Ornithodoros turicata is the source of this 1028-nucleotide messenger RNA. It is a transcript of the gene Nelf-E, whose product is annotated as negative elongation factor E-like. Bases 161 to 997 code for a protein of 278 amino acids. Lineage: Eukaryota; Metazoa; Arthropoda; Arachnida; Ixodida; Argasidae. The record is from RefSeq and is a predicted model, not a curated record. The transcript has 8 exons. Gene Ontology annotation, cellular component: NELF complex. Gene Ontology annotation, biological process: negative regulation of transcription elongation by RNA polymerase II. Gene Ontology annotation, molecular function: RNA binding.
CAAUCCAAUUCAAUCCAUGUUUACGUGCCUGCGAAGUUGAAACAGGAGGCGCAAGAGGUGUGAAGUUUUUGACGUGAACAGCUGAUGUUUAUGAUCAGAGCCGUCAGAAUACGACACAGAAUUCCCGUCUCGGUGGUGUAACAAGAAAAGGUUCAUCAAGAUGGUGUAUCUCCACUUCCCUUCACAGUAUACUGAGGAGGAAGAAAUGCUGCAGAAGAAAUACCAGAAGUUGAAGCGCAAAAAAAAGGCUAUACAGCAGAUCAAGACACCAAAGCAAGAACCCCCACCCGUUCAGACAACGAUAAAGAAAGCCACAGAGUCGAAACCAGAUGCAAAAGAAGUGGCAAAGAAGCUGCUGAAGUCAGGGGCCAUCAGCGCAAUCAAGGUUGAAAAUAAGGAGCGACAAGGUUUCAAGAGGUCCAAAGCCGCGGAGAGGAAACGUAGUCUCAACGAGCGCCCCGGUGGAAUUGGUUACCAGCCCUAUGCUUCAUCACAUCCCAUGGAGGAAGAAUCUGAUCAGACUGCACCCUCCGCUGCUCGGCCAGCUGUGAAGUCCUUGUACGACAGUUUUGUGAGUGGGGGAAACCUUGACGAGGACGAUCCUAAGCACUUUGAACGGACUACGGAGAAGACCAAAGAGAGUCACACAGAGAAACGACAUGGAAAUACUAUAUACGUCCGGUGCGACAAUGUGACUGAUGAAGUAUUACGCAGCUGCUUCUCCUCCUUCGGAAGCAUAGUGAACAUAUCAGUCGAGAUGGACAAAAACUGUGGAUUUGUAACCUACGAGAAGACGGAGUCCGCCGAUAAAGCAAUUGGUGAAAUGAACGGUGCAACAUUUAACGGAGUAAAACUGCGGGUAUCGCUAGCGCGGAGACAGCCGCUGGUUCCGCAGCAAGUGGAUGGAACACCAACACUGUGGACCCAAGAUAAUACACCGAAGGGGUCAAGUACUGACAAACGUGAGCUUGUCGUUUACGAAGAGGACCUGUUUUAGUCGAAUAAAAAGGCCCCACUAGCUGUCAUCA